AUGAGCUCAUCCACUGAUUACAAGUUCGAGGGAUGGCAGGCGCUGGACGCCUCGUCUGCUGAGGGAAACAUGCGCUGGUCAGAGUUCCAGCCCAAGGCUUGGGAAGAGACGGAUAUUGAUAUCAAAGUCACACAUUCCGGCAUUUGCGGUUCCGACAUUCACACAUUGAGAUCCGGAUGGGGUGCAACGGCUUACCCCGUCGUCGUUGGCCACGAGAUCGUUGGAACUGCUGUCCGAGUUGGAUCAAAGGCCACUGGUGGCAUCAAGGUUGGCGACCGUGUCGGUGUUGGUGCCCAGUCCGAUUCGUGCUUGAGCCGUUUUGGCCAUUGCGAUGAUUGCGCUGCUGGAGAGGAAAACUACUGUGACAAGAUGGUUUUCACUUACAACGCUAAACACUUCAAUGGCGACGCUGCUCAAGGUGGAUAUGCAACCUAUCACCGAUCCCCGUCGCAUUUCGUGGUCAAGAUUCCUGAUGGUGUCGACUCCAGCCAGGCUGCACCCAUGAUGUGCGGUGGAGUUACCAUGUUUGCCCCUCUCAAGGCCUACGAGACUGGACCUGGCAAGACAAUCGGAAUCGUUGGAGUUGGUGGCCUCGGUCAUUAUGGAGUUCUUUUGGCCAAGGCUAUGGGUGCCAAAGUCGUUGGAAUUUCUCGCAAGGAGUCCAAGCGUGCUGAGGUUCUCGGCCUGGGCGCUGAUGACUACAUCGCUACUGAUGACGAAAAGGACUGGGUUCAAAAGCACUACCGCAGCUUGGACCUGAUCGUUUCGACGGUGGCAUCUUCAAAGGUUCCCAUCAACGACUACUUUUCACUUAUCAAGAAGAACGGCACCUUGGUUCAGGUUGGUAUGCCCGAGGAUGGAGCAUUCCCGAUUGCUGGUCCUUCCAUCGUCUUUGGUCGCAAGAAGUUCACUGGCUCUCUUAUCGGAUCGCCAAAUGACCUUCGGGAAAUGCUGGAACUUGUCGCCAAGAAGAACCUCAAGGGUCUGGUUCAAGAGCGCUCCAUGAAGGACGCUAACCAGGCCAUCGUUGAUCUGGAAGCUGGCAAGGCUAGGUAUAGAUACGUUCUCGUCAACGAGGAUGCUGCGUAA
This is a messenger RNA of Pestalotiopsis fici W106-1, 1089 nucleotides long. RefSeq lists its product as uncharacterized. Gene Ontology annotation, molecular function: alcohol dehydrogenase (NADP+) activity; zinc ion binding. The transcript is spliced from 7 exons. Bases 1 to 1089 code for a protein of 362 amino acids. Lineage: Eukaryota; Fungi; Ascomycota; Sordariomycetes; Amphisphaeriales; Sporocadaceae. The record is from RefSeq and is a predicted model, not a curated record. Gene Ontology annotation, biological process: alcohol metabolic process.